Dracunculus medinensis (Guinea worm) is the source of this 906-nucleotide messenger RNA. The record is from the annotation of a GenBank genome assembly. NCBI's taxonomy places the organism in Eukaryota, Metazoa, Nematoda, Chromadorea, Rhabditida, Dracunculidae.
AUGAAUAUCGAUUUAAAUGCGUGGAAUUUGCUGAUUUCGGCGUCGGAAGCAAAAAUUAUGCGAAGUUCCACAAAGGCGGAUGAGAAUUGUUUGGAAAAAUUGUGGAAUUCUGGGCGAAUAUUUAGUGAUUCGCAAUGGCAGUGGUUUAUUCAAUUUGUUGAUUUAAUAAAUGAAUUAUCAGUGAAAUGCGUCGAAGAGAUCGAUGCUAUUACGAUUAAUUUCAGAAUAAACGAAGCUGUCGCUGAAUGCUCAGAUGUUCCUUAUCCUAUCAAAUUCAAUAAAUGGGAAUUGGAUUUUGAAGAAAAUGAAUGCAUAAAACUAUACUUUGAUAUUUUCGAUGAUAAUGAUUUCUCCAAAAAUUGUACAUUCAUUUGUAUUGUCAGUUGGUUAGAACCGAGGAUGUUUCCUCGUUUACUCGAUUGUUCAAAUCCAUCUUAUCUACGAGGACGCCGUUUUGAUUUGUGGGAUUGCGAUCUUCCUUUUGCUUACAAUUUUUCUCGCAUAUUUUUGGGCAUAUCUUUCACACAAAAUGAAAAAAUAGAGAGUACAAAAAAAGAGGAAGUUGAAGUCCAUUCGGUACCAUGCAAAAUUGAAUAUACUGGACCAGCUAAUGUGAAACGCUAUUUACUUCGGGACAAACUUGAAAGCGGUGAAGAAAUAACGACAUUCCGUGGCCGGUUACUUAAUGGAUCAAUUGCCGAAAUGCCUAAUGAUUAUAAAUUGUUUGUUGCCAAAGAGUGUGACGGACACGGUGUGCUUGCAGGAGAAGAACGAAGAUUUGAUGUUGAACGUGUAUUAAGUUCAUUUUUAUUAUGGGAAUAUGAUCGGCCUUCCUCGGAAAAUUCACCAAUCCGACGUGCUAUUAACUUUAUAAAUAUUGCUGAAGAUUUGGCAGCGGAUGAUUAA